AUGUCGGAGAACUCCAGUGACAGCGAUUCUUCCUGCGGCUGGACAGUCAUCAAUCAUGAGGGCUCUGACGUGGAGGGCUUGGCCUCUGAGAACGAAGGGCCGAGCGGCCCUGUGGAGCUGGGCCCGGAGGAAUCAGCGGUUCUGAUGCCAGGAGAGCAGCAUGAGGAGCCGGUGGUGGCCCUGCAAGCUGAAUUUGGCCAAAAUAAUGCCUCAUCUGCCGUAGAUCAAAGCGGCUCCCCCUCAGAGACCCCUCAGCCUGCUGCAGAGGGUGAGAGAGAGAAAUUGCCCGAGGAAAGUUCUUGCGUGGGGGCGGUUAGUGAUGAUUCCGAUAUUGUUACCCUCGAGACGCCUAAGAUUGAAGAAAUUGGAAACCCGGAAGAAGUCUCCCUUGGGGAGGAGGAGGAGGAGGAAGUCCCCGUCUCAGAAGAUGUUAACAUGGGCUCUUCUUCUAGCAGCCAGUACACGUUUUGUCGGCCAGAAGCAGCCUUCCCGCCUCACCCGAGUGGCGAAGAGUCCAGCAGCGAUGAAACAAGCAACGGCUCCAGCCCCACCCUAAGACGCCGGCGGGGGGCCAAGAAGAGGCCAGCCUCCAGCUCCGAGUCGGAAGAUGCACCUCCUCACGAGCAGGACCCUGAGCUGGUGCCAGAGCGGCCGCACAAGCACCGCUUCGGCAGCGGCCUCAACCAGUGUAUCCUCCUCGCUCUGGUCAUUGCGGUCAGCAUGGGCUUUGGCCAUUUCUAUGGGCUUCUCGAUGGUACAAUUCAGAUCCAGAAACGCCAGCAGAUAGUUGAGAAGACGCACGAAGAUGAACUGAACGACAUGAAGGACCACCUUCUUCAGUGCCAGCAGGGCCAGGUGAUGGCGGGCGAAUGCCAGUCGCUAAAGGAAGGCCUGACAACGUGCUUGCUUUCAACCGAGAUGGAAAAAAAAUCCUUUGCGUCUCAGAAAUGGAGCCUUGCUUCUGAAAACCAGCACCUGCGCGAAUCUCUGGAGAGGGAGGAGAAGGCCUUGGCCGUGCUGCAGGAGGAGCUGAGGAAGCUGAGGGAGCAAAUUAGACAGCUGGAGAACCUGAGAGCCGCCAGCCCCAAUCCUGUGGGGACGGAGAACCGACGACUGAAGGCCCACCUGGAAGAGGAGAAGCAGCGGAGGCAGAGCUUCGUGCAGCAGAAGGCGGCCUUGUUUACCGAGGCCCAGAUGCUGCGGCGGGAGCUGGACAAGGAGCGUCAGCUGGCCGAAGCGCUCCGGGAUGAGCUGGAAAAGCAGAGUUCCCAACAGGCGCCCCCAGUGGCAGGCCCUCGUGGGGGCCCGCAGGAAGAGAGCGAGGAAAUAGACGCUCUGCGGGGGAGGCUGGUGGAGCUGGAGAAGAAGCUGAGCUUCGAGCAGCAGCGCUCCGACUUGUGGGAAAAGCUCUACGUGGAAGUAAAGGACCAGGCGGAAAAACAAGAGCAAGCGGGAAAGCUGGUGAAGACGGGCGGGAAAGGAGCCGGUAAAGCCAGAAAGAAGGCCAAAGCCAGCUUCUUUGGGUCAGUGAAGGAGACUUUUGAUGCCAUGAAGAAUUCGACCAAGGAAUUUGUCAGGCACCAUAAAGAAAAAAUUAAGCAGGCCAAGGAAGCUGUCAAGGAGAAUUUGAGGAAAUUCUCUGAUUCAGUCAAGUCUACCUUUAGACACUUUAAGGACACCACAAAAAAUAUCUUUGAGGAGAGGGAGAAGAGAAGGUACGGUGACCAAAGAGUGAAGGGGGGUCCCCACAAGCCGAUGCCCUACAGGGCCCCCGGCAGCCAGAGAGAGUUCCAAGAGGGGAGGGCCCCCCGAGAGAGCCGCCCCUCCCGCGGCCCCCGAGAACCUGCCUCGCCGGAGCAGAGCCGGAAGCACCGCAUGGCCCUCAAGGGCUGCGCGGGCAUUUUUGACUGUGCUCAUCAGGAGUUCGUUAGCCUGUUUAACCGAGUCCUGGAUCCAAUCCGUGCAGAUGAGUUUAAUCAGCUAAUGCACAAAUAUUUGCAGCAAGAGGUAGACAACUUCCAUCACUGGAGAGAACUGGACGGUUUCAUCAGUCAGUUUUUCCACAACGGCGUUUUCAUCCAUGACCAAAUGCUCUUCACAGACUUUGUCAGUGACAUUAAGGAUUAUCUUGAGGACAUGGGAGAGUACCAACGGGACAGGGAGGGGGCAUUUGAGGAUGUGGACAGUUACAUCUACACCUACUACUUCCGUCAGGAUCACUCGCCUCAGCAGGGGCCCAGCCAACCUCCGAAAAGGGCUUCUUUCACCCAGCAGGAAAGAGCCUCCCCGAAGUACCAGCAGCGCCACAGAAGAGAACGAGAAGGCAAGUGGCCCAAGCAGGGCGGGGGGCGCUCCAACGGCCGGCACGUGGCCAACGUGGAGAUCGAGUGGGGCCGGCUGCCCUUGGACCCCAAGUACUGA
Euleptes europaea (tarantolino) is the source of this 2421-nucleotide messenger RNA. It is a transcript of the gene CCPG1, whose product is annotated as cell cycle progression 1. The transcript has 9 exons. NCBI's taxonomy places the organism in Eukaryota, Metazoa, Chordata, Lepidosauria, Squamata, Sphaerodactylidae. The record is from RefSeq and is a predicted model, not a curated record. The coding region runs from base 1 to 2421 and encodes 806 amino acids. Gene Ontology annotation, cellular component: membrane.